UUGGCACACGCUGUUUUCUCUCCGCUUAAAAUAGUCGGCACAAGAGACAGAGAAAGAGAGGUAUAGUUGCUGAACAUCGGCGCUUUAUCAGUCUCAUCAGCCAGAAAUCGAAGACCUAGAAAGAAAUUGAAAUGUCGGGAGUGUCCAAUCAAGAGGAGGACAAGAAACCCACCGAUCAAUCGGCUCACAUCAAUCUCAAAGUCAAAGGCCAGGAUGGCAAUGAAGUCUUCUUCAGGAUUAAGAGAAGCACUCAACUGAAGAAGCUCAUGAAUGCUUACUGUGAUCGACAGUCAGUGGAGUUCAACUCUAUUGCAUUUUUAUUUGAUGGUCGCCGGCUUCGUGGAGAGCAGACACCAGAUGAGUUGGAAAUGGAGGAUGGGGAUGAGAUAGACGCAAUGCUGCACCAAACAGGUGGCACUAUUGCCUAAUGUAAUCGCUCGAUGAGUUUGUUAAUUUGGUAGGAGCAAAUUAUUUAGUAUUAAGUGGAUUAGGAUCACUGGAAAACAAUGGCUCUUCAGUUACACAUGCAGCCUAUAUUUUCUGAACUUUGUUGGCAAAAUAGCUAAGAUAUGUGAAGUGUGGUACCUUCUCUGGUUUCAUAAAGUUAAUGAAAGCUUGUUUACUUCUUGAGACUUAAA
Jatropha curcas is the source of this 638-nucleotide messenger RNA. RefSeq names its product small ubiquitin-related modifier 1. The record is from RefSeq and is a predicted model, not a curated record. Gene Ontology annotation, molecular function: protein binding. NCBI's taxonomy places the organism in Eukaryota, Viridiplantae, Streptophyta, Magnoliopsida, Malpighiales, Euphorbiaceae.